This is a messenger RNA of Lepisosteus oculatus (spotted gar), 4049 nucleotides long. RefSeq names its product ectonucleoside triphosphate diphosphohydrolase 2-like. The record is from RefSeq and is a predicted model, not a curated record. Gene Ontology annotation, molecular function: hydrolase activity. Gene Ontology annotation, cellular component: plasma membrane. Lineage: Eukaryota; Metazoa; Chordata; Actinopteri; Semionotiformes; Lepisosteidae.
GACCCACUCCACUGUACUACUUCAAGUGUCUGUUAUCUAUUUCAAGUUUCCCGAGUGCUGACAUCUCAUUCCCAAAGACAAUAUCGGAAUGCCACAGAGGAAAGCCUGGUCCAGGGCGUCUGCACAGCUGGCGCUUAAUGCGCCGGAAAAUGGCACAGACAGCCCCCUCCUCUCCCCACGCCAGCGUCUCCCACGGGAGCUGUCCAUCUGGCACAGUCCGUAAAACUCACAGCCAGCGUCACGGCCUCACCAACGCGGGCUGGCGCCGCGGACACGAGGAGGGAGGGCGAGCCGAGAGCCUCCCAGCCCUCCACAGCUCAGGCACACAGCCGCCAGUGCAGAUCGCUCCUGCCCUGUCCGCUCACAGGGAGCGACUGGGCAGCCCUGCUGCUGGGAGAGCUGAGCCAGGAAGAUCCCCUCACUUUCUGGAUGUGAGAGAGUCUGUGUGUGUGAGAGUGAGUGUGAGUGUGUGAGUGUGUGUGAGAGUGUAAGUGUGUGUGAGUGUGUGUGUGUGAGAGUGAGUGUGAGUGUGUGAGUGUGUCUCUCUGCUCCAGCAGCUGCCCGGGGCAGCGGAAUUCCCAACGAAGGCGGAUGGAGGUACAGUAAAGCCUGCAAGGAGCUGCUGCAAGCCAAGUCCAGGAGAGGCCGAGACCGCUCCCCCGUUCGCAGUGGUAAGUCCGAGUGCCCGUGGGCCUGGUGCCCUGGGUCUGCUCUGGCUGUGUGCCUGAUUGCUGCCCAAUUAAGGCUCAGUGCCUUGAAGAGGACCAGGCUGGCAGCUCUUGCUCUUGUUCUGUUUCCUCCGCUGGAGAGCAAAGGAAAAUCUGACACGGAUGUAUGGGCCCAUGAAUGCAGCAUUUUCUGCUGCGAAACAGAGGGGCUGUUUGUGCUGCGCUGCGCCCCACUCAUUGUGAGUGUCCCCCCCACAGACACAGCGCAGUCGGGACAGAGCUGAAUGGCCCUGGAACAGUGGCGGUGUUUGUGCCCCAUGGCUGCCAGCAGCAGGGAGGGACAGUGACUCAUCCACUACGGGACAGACGUCCACGGAACACCGGACCCCCGAGACCCUUCCUUGUUCAGCUGCCACAGACUCACACGCAAGGCGGCGCGGACAAACUGCAGGCGCCAGUGUCUCCCGCUGUGGGGGAGGUCUGACGGGCGGUUCGCCCCGUCCCCCUGGACGUCGCUGGGUUUGGGGUGUCUGGUUCCUUUUGGAGUCUUUUCCCCGUCUGGCCCGGUGUCGGGGUGCAGAGGAGGAGCGGACAGCUCUCACCGAGCGCACCCCAGCGCAGCCCCUCCCUCGCAGACCGCCUGCAGGUCGGCUUCCUGCACGAGCCCCUGAUCUGACGCGUCGCCAGCGUGUGGCGGCUGUCCGUGUGACGUGUCCUGCAGCGUGCUGCUGCACAGGCAGGGCGGAUGUGUCCCAGGCAUGUCUCUGAAGAGGAUUCCCUUGAGUCCUUCAACAAAGGAAUGUUUGAAAUGGUUUUGGCUCAUCAACAUGCAGCUAAGAGCCCAAGUACCUUUCUUUGCACUGCUUUGCAAGCAGUUAAAUUCCAAAAUCCUGCAGCUGUUUGAGCAGAAGUGCAUCUCAACAGUGGUGCUGAAGGGCAGUGUGUCCUCUGUGUCACCAGACAGGAUCACUGCUGCCCUGGACACACGCUGAGCCGCACUGUACUGUGGCUCACUUUUCCACACUCCACUCAGGAUGUGGCUUCAGUCGACAUCACAGAACAAACUGGAGGCGUUCCAGCACCUUUGUUGCUUUUUGAAAGCCUCAUCCCUUUGAGGUCUGCUUGUUCCUCUGCCUGCUCGGCGGCUGCUUUCGAGGUCGAGGGGUGAAGACCCUGCCCCCCACCCCCACCCCCCCCGCAAGAGGGGAGGAGGAGGGUGCGGGGAGCGGCGCUUUAAGAGCGCGCGCGGAGCUGCCAGCCGAACUCACUUCCCUCUGGCGCGCGCCUGCCGCAAGGUGCACCCCGCCGCGCGCUCCCACCCUCCCGGCUCCGCGCGGACCAUGGCUCGGCACUGCGGCCAGCUGGCCACCCCCGUGCUGCUGCUGCUGGCGGGGGCCUUCGGCAUCAUGCUGCUGGCGAUCCCGACCCGGGACGUGGAGGAGCCCCCGGAUUACAUGUACGGCAUCGUGCUGGACGCAGGCUCCUCCCACACCGCCCUGUACAUCUACAAGUGGCCAGCGGACAAGGAGAACGGCACGGGCAUUGUGACACAGCACAGCGAAUGCCAUGUGGAAGGAGGUGGGAUCUCCAGUUACGCCAGUCAGCCAGGAGGUGCAGGAAAGAGCCUGGAGACGUGUCUCAAUCAGGCCAAGCAGGACGUCCCGCAGGGGAAGCAUGCCCAGACGCCCAUCUACCUUGGUGCUACUGCAGGCAUGAGACUGCUCAAUAUGUCCAGCCCUGAAGACUCGGAUCGCGUCCUGAUGGAGGUCAAGGAGAAAGUGUCGUCAUACCCCUUCAAAUUCCAGAGGGCGGAGAUCCUGACAGGACAGCUGGAGGGAGCGUAUGGCUGGGUGACCAUCAACUACCUGCUGGAGAACUUUAUCAAGUACGGAUUUGUGGGGCGCUGGCUGAGCCCGGGUCAGGGCACAGUGGGAGCGAUGGACUUCGGCGGGGCGUCGACGCAGAUCUCUUUCGUGACGCAGGAGAAGCUGGAGAGCCCGUUGGACAGCAUGACGCUGAGGCUGUACGGCCAGGAGUACCGGCUCUACACACACAGCUUCCUGUGCUACGGCCGGGACCAGGCGCUGCGCAAGGUGCUGGCCUCCAUGAUGCAGACCCAGAACUUCGUGGCGGAGGUCACCCACCCCUGCUACCCGGCGGGCCACAGCGUGGACGUGAAGCUGGGCCAGGUGUUCGACUCGCCCUGCACGCAGGGGCAGCGGCCCAGCCCGUACCGGCCGGACAGCGUGGUCAGGGUCCUGGGCUCGGGGAACUACGGGGAGUGUCGCAACGUCGUCUCGCAGAUCUUCAGCCUGCAGGACUGCCCCUUCUCUCGCUGCUCCUUCAACAGCGUCUUCCAGCCCCCGGUGUCCGGCAGGUUCCUGGCCUUCUCCGCGUUCUUCUACACUUCCAGCUUCCUCCAGCGGGCCACAGGCAUCUCCGUGAACUCCCCAGCCCAGAUGAAGAGCGCCGCACAAGCCGUCUGCGCCAUGACGUUCAAGCAGAUGCGGGAGAAGGUGCCGGACCAGGAGAAGCGCCUGCAGGACUACUGCACCAUCUCCGUGUUCAUCGAGGUGCUGAUGCUGGACGCCUACGGCUUCGACAACAGCACCUUCCCCCUGGUCUCCUUCCAGAAGCAGGUGGGCGACACUUCGAUCGGCUGGGCUCUGGGCUACAUGCUGAGCCUGAGCAGCCUGCUGCCGGAGGAGAGCCUGAGCGUCAGGAAGGCCCUGCGGCCGUGGGCCUGGGCAGUGCUGCUCCUCCUCUUCGUCCUGCUCCUCCUCCUCGCCCUGGUCCUGCUGCUGCUGCACCUCUGCCGCAGCAGGAAGAGCGGCGGAGCCAUCAUCUAGCAGCAGGCCUCCCUGGAGGGGCUCCCGAGGGACAGAGGGGUCAGGGGGGAGAGAGAGCUCGGGGUCUGCAGGGACCACUGGAGGAGGCUGCAGACAGCCCUGUCGUUGUUAAAACGGACACACAGACACCGCUCCGGCUCAGCUCGGCUUACCAGUGGCUCCCGGGGGCUCUGUGUUCACCUGGCUGGCUCCUGCAGGCUGCCAGAGCUCUCUCUCUCCCCAGUGUACUGUGUCCACAGGCACAGGGCUGCACAACAACCAAGACCUACUGUAUAUGCAUGUACGAAGCUUAAAAUAGCUCCCCCGAAUUUAAGCUACCUCUAAGUCCUUCUUCAAUUUUUGUAUUAGCAAUUUCCAAACUUAACGCAUCUGAUUUUUAAACCAGCUGGUUUUCUGCGUGGAGCAGUGCUGGAAACCCUGGCGGAGGAUACUCCUGGGCCGGACCAGCCGGACCUCACUCCACCUGCCCCUCUCCCAGCUCCUUCUCUUUUUGUAUUGUUUUCUGCACAAUAAAUUGAGAUUUUUUAAAGAA